Molecule: messenger RNA, 6507 nt
Organism: Nothobranchius furzeri (turquoise killifish)
Lineage: Eukaryota; Metazoa; Chordata; Actinopteri; Cyprinodontiformes; Nothobranchiidae
Source: RefSeq, a predicted model, not a curated record
CACACACACACACACACACACACACACAGUGCGAGCAAGCUCACAAUGUUUCGCAGGCAGCGCCAGUCGACCCCAGACUCUGUGAUCAUCUGAACCGGAAGUCUGUUGCAGACAGUUCCCGGCCCUCUGAGCUGUCCGGUACCGGAGCUUUUAAUCAUGGUUUUCGAGUCCCUAGUCAGUGACCUGCUGAACCGUUUUAUUGGGGACUACGUGGAGAACCUGGACAAGUCUCAGCUGAAGAUCGGGAUCUGGGGAGGAAAUGUUGUUCUUGAGAACCUGAGAGUUAAAGAAAAUGCUCUGAGCGAGUUUGAUGUUCCCUUCAAAGUAAAAGCUGGACAGAUUGAGAAGCUGACGCUGAAGAUUCCCUGGAAGAACCUUUACAGCGAAGCGGUGGUCGCCACUUUGGAGGGUCUGUACCUGCUAGUUGUUCCUGGAGCCACAAUAAAAUACGAUGCAGCAAAGGAGGAGCGCUACCAGCAGGAGGCGAAGCAGAAGGAGCUGCAGCGGAUCGAGGAGGCGCUGCUGACAGCGGCACGAAGAGCAUCUCACACCGGGGAUCUGCUGUGUGGUUUGGAGAGUGUUGUUUACAAGGAACCACUCAAUGUCCCAAAAGGACGUAAAAAGCAUAAAAAGCACAAAAGAACUUUAAAGAAGCUGAAACGACACGAGAAACAAGCAGACAAGCCUCAGGAGGAAAAGAAGGACACGUUUGUGGAGAAACUGGCCACUCAGGUGAUCAAGAACGUGCAGGUGAAGAUCAGCAGCAUCCAUCUGCGCUACGAGGAUGAUCUGACAGACCCACAGCGCCCCCUGUCUGUGGGAGUGACUCUGUCAGAGCUCAGUCUGCAGACUACGGACGAAAACUGGAAGUCGUGUAUUCUGAAUGAAGCUGCAAAGAUCAUCUAUAAGCUGGGCCGGCUGGAGUGUCUCUGUGCCUACUGGAACGUUAACAGUCAGAUGUUCUAUAAGAACCAGUGGGAGGAUGUUGUGGACCUGCUGAAGGCUGGAGUCUGCUCUAAGGACCAGGAAGUUCUCCAGUAUCAGUACAUCUUCAAGCCAAUUUUUGCUUCUGCUAAAAUGUGCAUCAAUCCUUCCGCUGAGGCAGAGCUGAAGGCUCCGAAGGCAAACCUUCAACUGGAGGUCCAGAACAUCGCCAUUGAGAUGACCAAACCACAGUACCUGAGCAUGGUGGACGUGCUGGAGUCUGUUGAUUUGAUGGUGAAGAACGCCCCCUUCAGAAAGUUCAGACCUAAUGUCCCGGUCCACCAGAACACCAGACUCUGGUGGAAGUACGGUUACAACAGCAUCAUGGAGGGACACAUCCGGCGCAUCAGCCGCAUGUGGUCCUGGUCCAACAUCAGACGGCACAGAGAGAUCCUGAGGUCCUACAAGAACACCUACAAGACCAAACUGCUGAGUCAGACUAAACCAGGGUCUGAUGCUGAACAGCAGAUCCAGGAUUUGGAGAAAAUUCUAGACGUGUUCAACAUCACUCUGGCCCGCCAGCAAGCCCAGAUGGAGGUGAUCCGAUCCGGACAGAAACUGGCUGCGAAGAAGGCUGGGGCUCAGAAACAGGGAGGAGGUUUCUUCAGUGGCUGGUUUGGAAGGAAACCAAAGACGGAGGAGCAGGAGUUGGAGGAGAGCCUGGAGUCUGAAAGUUCAGGCUUGGACCAACUCAUGACAGCUGAGGAGAAGGAAAAACUCUACACAGCUAUUGGCUACAGUGGCAGCUCCCACAAUCUGGCCUUACCCAAACAGUACGUUGCUGCAGUUGUCACUUUCCAGCUGCUGAAGACCUCAGUGACGAUCAGAGAGCAGUACAACGUUCCAGAGAUCCUGAAGAUCCAGAUGAUCAACCUCAGCACUAAAAUAUCUCAAAGACCUGGAGCCCAGGCUGUCAGGGUGGAGGCAGCACUGGAGCACUGGUAUGUCACGGGUCUGCAGCAGAUGGGAACGGUCCCUUCACUCAUCACCUCGGUAGGAGAGUCUUCAUCGUCUCUCCUCAGUGUGGUGUUUGAGCUGAACCCAGAGGAAAGCUCUGGCGACCAGCUGCUCAGGGUCCACUCUCAGCCAGUGGAGAUCAUCUACGACGCAGUGACCGUCAACAGUAUGGUGGACUUCUUUAAGACAGGGAAAGGUGUGGACCUGGAGUUCCUGACCUCUGCCACGCUGUCCAAACUGGAGGAAAUCAAAGAAAAAACUGCAGCAGGGUUGUUUCACAUCAUUGAGACCAGGAAAGUGUUGGAUCUGAAAAUCGACCUGAAACCAUCUUACUUACUGAUCCCGAUGUCGGGCUUCUACAGCGACAGAGCAGACCUCAUAAUCGUGGACUUUGGUAGCUUCCAGCUGAAUAGCGUUGAUCAGUUUGGCUCCAUUUCCUCUCCAUCGUCCUCGUCUCUGGAGGAGAUCAUGAAUCGAGCCUAUGAGAGAUAUGAUGUUGGGCUGAGGCGAGUUCAGCUGCUCUACAGCAAGUCAGGAGAGGCCUGGAAGUCGGCUCGGUUGCAGAGUUCCUCUGUCCAGCACAUCCUUCAGCCGAUGGACUUCACUCUGCAUCUGGCUAAGUGUAUGGUGGAUAAGGACGUCCGGAUGCCCAGGUUCAAGGUGUCUGGAGAACUGCCGCUUCUACACAUUAAGAUCUCGGACCAGAAGAUCCAGAAUGUUCUGGAGUUGGUCGACAGCAUUCCCUUUCCCAAGAUGGACUCCUCCCCAUCCACCCCUAACAAGAAGGUGUUGCCUUUAGUGGAGGCGCGACCACAGAGAGCCAGCCUUAACCCUGCCCUCCUGACCAUAGUAGAUACAGAUUCAGAUGAAGAUAUCAGUGAGAAGUCACCAGAUGAGGACCCUCAGCACUCUUCUCUGGAGGAUCUCAUCAAUGUUCACUUUAAGUUUGAAGCCAGAGAGGUGCUGCUGGAGCUCACCCGGCAGGUGGACCAGGAGAAAACCAUCCUGUCCUUCAGCAUCUGUCAGCUGGGAGCUGAAGGGAAGAUGAGGAGCUUUGACAUGAGUGUCACCUCGUACCUGAAACGAGUCUCCCUCAACUACUGUGAUGUUCCAGGUGGCAGGAGUCCGCUCCACCUGAUCAGCUCCUCACAGCAGCAGAGCUCCAACCUGCUGAAGGUGGAGUUCAUCAAGGCUGAUCCGAGCGGGCCGAGCUUCCAGACUUUAUUCAACAACACCGAGCAGACCCUGAAGGUGGAGUUCACCUCUCUAGACUUCCUGCUUCACGCCAAAGCUCUGCUAUCGACCGUCAGCUACCUGAACAGCGCCAUGCCUCCACAGCUCAGCGCCGUCCGUGAUUCAGGCUCCAAGAAGCAGAUGGAGACUACUGCUCAGAGUCAGACAGCAUCCAAGGGAGGCAAAGACAGUGACGUCUUCAGCUUCAAGCUGUUCGCCGUGUUGGGCUGCUUCCAUGUGGAGGUGUGUGAUGAUCGCCGCAGCAUUGCUGACAUCAGAGUUCAAGGAAUCGAUGCGUCGGUGUCCGUGCAGGCGAAGGAAACAAAGGUGUUCGCUCGACUCCUAGACAUGGUGGUCACGGACGCUAACCCCAAAACCAUCCACAGACAGGUCGUGUCCAUCGUAGGUAAGGAGGUGUUCAGCUUCGAGCUGUCUCUGUUUCCGGGGGCGACGGAGGGUGAAGGUUACAGCGACACAUCAAAGGUGGACGGAAAUGUCAAGAUGAGUCUGGGCUGCAUCCAGAUCGUCUACCUGCACCAGUUCCUCAUGUCUCUACUGGUGUUUGUGGACAACUUCCAGACGGCUAAAGAAGCUCUCAGUGCCGCCACAGCCCAGGCAGCAGAGAAGGCGGCGUCCAGUGUUCGAGACUUUGCUCAGAAGAGUUUCCGUCUGUCCAUGGACAUCAAGCUGAAGGCUCCUCUGAUCAUCAUCCCUCAGUCCUCCACCUCCAAAAAUGCCCUGGUGAUGGAUCUGGGUCUGAUCACGGUGGGGAACAGCUUCGCUCUGCAGCCGACUAAAGGUUUCCCUCUUCCAGCUGUGGUGGAGAAGAUGGAUGUCAAGCUGACGCAACUGAAGCUUUCCAGAAAAAUCCUGAAUCAGGACCAACGUCAUGACGACAUUGAGAUCCUUCAGCCAAUCAACUUGGAGCUACUGGUCAUCAGAAACCUGACUGCUUCCUGGUUCUCAGAGAUUCCAGGGGUCCAGGUUCAGGGACUCCUCCGGUCUCUCAGUAUGAGUCUGGGUGAAGAAGACCUCAGUGUCAUGAUGAAGAUUCUGGUGGAGAACAUCAGAGAGGGAAGCGAAGAACAGAAUAAGAGACUGCUGGUCCAAGGGAAGACAGAGCUCGCUGAGCUGACAGAGGUGGCGCUGUUGCAGCCGGGUUCUGCUGGAGUGAUGGUUACUACAAAUGGAGGACUGACAGAAAACACCAUUAAUGUUCUACUCAACUUUGAAGUUAAAGAGGUGCUGCUGUCUCUGAAGAAGUCCAUCGAGCAGAAGGAGUCUCCAUUCCUGGUCUUCCAGCUGGAUCACCUGGGAAUCAACACUGAAGUCAGGAAGUAUGACAUGUCUGCUACCACCUACAUUAGGAAGGUCUCCAUGAAGUCCCUGGAAUUCAAAGAACCGAGUGGCGAGCCGCUGUGUCUCAUCAGCUCUUCAGUGUACUCAGACAGCUCGCUGCUUAGUGUGGAGUAUUGUAAGGCAGACCGCUGUGGACCAUCCUUCUCCACCAUACACAAGAACACCGAGCAGAUGAUGAGCGUCACUUUCACCACGCUGGACGUCGUGCUUCACACUGAAGCUCUUCUGUCAGCAGUUAACUUCCUGUCCACGGCUCUGUCAUCCGGCAGCGCUCCAUCUCCAAAGGAGGUCCAACCAAAGGCGCAAGAGAAGACCGCGUCAACCAGGUCCACUGCCCUGGUCUCACCGGUGGACUCCAAGGUCGUGGAUCUGGAGGUGAAAAUGACUCUUGGAGCUUUCAAUGUGCUGGUUUGUGAUCAGACCUGCAACAUGGCUGACAUCAAGGUCCAAGGUAUUAACGGGUCCCUGCUGGUUCAGGGACCUCAGACCCACGUAUCCGCCCGACUCAGAGACUUCCUUGUUCUGAAUGUGGAUCCAAAUAGCAUCCACAAGAAGGCCAUCUCCAUCAUGGAGGACGAGGUGUUCAGCUUCAGCAUGAGUUUGACCCCAAACGCCACGGAGGGCGCCGGGUACACGGACACCUCCAAGACGGAUGGCCGGGUGAAGCUGAACGUGGGCUGCAUCCAGGUGGUCUACCUUCACAAGUUCAUCACGUCUCUGCUGAAUUUCACCAACAACUUCCAGACGGCUAAAGAAGCUCUGAGCAGCGCCACGGUGCAGGCAGCAGAGAAGGCGGCGUCCAGCGUUCGGGGCUACGCCCAGAAGACUUUCCGUCUGUCCAUGGACGUCAGGCUGAAGGCUCCACUCAUCAUCAUUCCUCGUUCCUCCACCUCCCAUGAGGCGCUGGUGAUGGACCUGGGUCUGAUCACGGUGGGGAACAGCUUCUCUCUGCUGCCUGUCUCAGGAUGUCCGCUGCCGGCCGUCAUUGACAGCAUGGAGGUCCAGCUGACGGAGCUGAAACUGUCUAGAACCUGUUUGGACCCAGACUCAUGCCGACCCAACAUCGAGCUGCUGGAGCCGCUCAACCUGCAGCUGGGUGUGAGGAGGAACCUGUCAGUUGGCUGGUACCAGGAGAUGGCCGCUGUGGAGGUGGAUGGAGACCUCAAGCCCAUGAAGCUGGAGCUGAGUCAGGACGACCUGAGAGUCAUGCUCUGGAUCCUGACGGAGAACCUGGGAGAGGCUUCUGGUCCGAGUCCCAGUGCUCCCAGACAAGAGGCUAGUCAGCAGGUCCCAGCUUUCAGGAACCCCCCCACAGGUGAGUCUGAGAAGCCACCGGAGAGCAGUGGCAAACCCGUGGAGACUGUCCGGUUUAACUUCAACAUUGAGUCUCUUGGUCUGGUUCUGUACCACAACGACCCCAAGCAGCCCACAGGCCUCCAACACCAGCAGAACCUCAGACUUGGAGAAUUUGCCCUCCAGCUGCUGAAAACGUCAGGAAAGAUCCUGAAUGACGGCAGCAUGGAAGUGAGCACGGUUCUGACUGCCUGCACGCUGGAUGACCUGAGGACGGGGAUGGACUUGUCCAGAGCUGAGUUAAGAGCUAGUGAUGCACAGACGUAUGCAAGACACGGUUUCAGCUGUCGCACUGCUUGUGUCAAGUCACUCUUGAACAAGACACAGCAUCAGAAGUGUCUCGCCUGGGCUAAAGACAAAAAGGACAGAAAUGCUGCUGGGUCCACGGUCAACACAACCGUCUACCAGGAAGUUUUGGAGCACUUAAUGCUUCCUGCUGCUGAUCAGCUUUAUGGAGAUGCAGAUUUCGUUUUCCUACAGGACUUGGCACUUGCACACAGUGCCAAAGCUUCCAGUCCCUGGUUUGAGGACCAUGGUGUCCCUGUUCUUAACCUCACAGAAAAGCUAUGGGGUAUUGUGGAGAGGAAGAUGCAAUACACCAGACUCAACUAUUCAGAAUAG